This is a messenger RNA of Dufourea novaeangliae, 538 nucleotides long. RefSeq lists its product as uncharacterized. Lineage: Eukaryota; Metazoa; Arthropoda; Insecta; Hymenoptera; Halictidae. The transcript has 4 exons. Bases 92 to 538 code for a protein of 148 amino acids. The record is from RefSeq and is a predicted model, not a curated record.
ACCUAUUGCAGUUGUUUUUUUCAAAAUUAAUGUUGCUGUUUGGGGUGGGCCGUGCAUGAAUAUCCGUUUCUACUGAUUAUAAAUAUUUGCAAUGUCUGUCUAUAACGCUCGGCAGUUUUUAAGUGCAUUGUACAAACGUUACAUAAUUUCACUGCCGUCGAUACAUUUAUCUAGAACACAAAAAAUCUUCAUUAUCUGUUUAACUGGAGGAUCGUUGUUACUGGGAGGCUUAGCACAGUUCUUAAAAAGACGAAGAAGACACCCUUUCCCUCCCUCGAGGAGACCUCUGAGAGAUUUAAAGCAAAGAUAUGCAAACUCAAAGAAUCCUAACUUUGAUGCAGUGUCACAAGCAUCGUGGGCAAGAAGAAGUGAAGCCAGCAGUAGGAGUCACAUAAGUGAUAGGGCAUCACUUAUAUCUUCUGUUCCAGGAGGUCCAGAUGGUGAUGUAAGAUUAACCCCUCAACAGUAUGGUGCUCUUGGUAUAAUAGAUCAUUCACAAAAAACGUAUUUGCUGAAUGUAGAUAGUUAUAGAAGCUAA